Molecule: messenger RNA, 532 nt
Organism: Enhydra lutris kenyoni (northern sea otter)
Lineage: Eukaryota; Metazoa; Chordata; Mammalia; Carnivora; Mustelidae
Product: apolipoprotein C2
Exons: 4
Coding region: 78-383 (101 amino acids)
Biological process (GO): positive regulation of lipoprotein lipase activity; negative regulation of very-low-density lipoprotein particle clearance; high-density lipoprotein particle clearance
Cellular component (GO): spherical high-density lipoprotein particle; intermediate-density lipoprotein particle; chylomicron
Molecular function (GO): lipid binding; phospholipase activator activity; phospholipase binding
Source: RefSeq, a predicted model, not a curated record
UGCUCAAGAAAGGCUUCUCGAGGGAAUGAAGGGAUGUUAGAACGAAGCCUUCUCAGCGUUCCAGGUCUUCUGAAGCUAUGGGCACCCGAUACCUCCUGGUUCUGGUUCUUGUCCUCCUAGUCUUGGGAUGUGAGGUCAGGGGGACCCACAUGCCCCAGCAAGAUGAAGCCGCCAGCCCUGCCCUGCUCGCUCAGUUACAAGAAUCACUCUAUAGCUACUGGGGGACAGCCAGAUCGGCCGCCCAGGAGCUGUACGAGAAGACAUACCUGACCACCAUGGAUGAGAAAAUCAGGGACCUAUACACCAAAAGCACAGCAGCUAUGAGCACUUACGCAGGGAUUUUCAGUGACCAGUUACUUUCUAUGCUGAAGGGAGACCAGUAGCAGCUGGGGCCCCGACCAGGGGGGAAGGGAGAGUCCAGACCCCACAACCCCUUGGCUCCUCUGCCCUGCCCCCCACUUCUCAGCAGCUGUCAGCAUCCUGCUCCCAACACUAGUCUGUCUUCUUACAAAUAAAUUAAUGUACAAAGCCA